CACCCCUCACCUCCACCACCUGGCCUUGUCCAGCAGCCAGCCAGGGAAGGGCAGAUGCCCCUGAGGAGGAGCGCCGCCCACUGAGCAGAUGCCCUGCCCCGAGAACUCGCGGCCUCCACUCCACCUGCCAUCUGCACACCGCCGUGGGCAGCCGCCCCAUCCACCUCGCGAUGGCCGACGGCGUGCCCCUCAUCUGUGACUAUGGCUCGGCCCUCAGCAAGGUGGGCUUUGCAGGAAAGGAAGCGCCCCAGGUCAUCUUCCCCACCAUCCUCGGGAAACUCCGGCACGAUAACCUGUUGGUGGGGAUGGAGGAGGAAGAGUGGUUCAUCGGGGCUGAGGCUCAGAGAAACUGUGAGAAGAUCAUCCUGCAAUAUCCCAUCUCUCGCAGCAGCACCACCAACUGGGACACCCUGGAGAUGAUCUGGCAUCACUCCUUCUACCAGCUGCUGCACGUGGCCCCUGAGCAGCACCCCGUGUUGAUGACGGAGCCACCUCUGAACUCCCGGGCCAACAAGGAGAAAAUGUGCCAGAUCCUGUUUGAGACCUUCAAUGUGCCCGCCCUGUACUUGGCCAACCAAGCCGUGCUUUCUCUCUACUCCUCUGGCUACACCUCCGGCACCACUAUCGAGUCUGGGGAGGGCAUGACGCACUUCGUACCCAUCAUCGAAGGCUGCGCUCUGCACCAGUCGGCCCUCCAGGUGGAUGUAGCGGGUCAGGACCUGACCACGUUUCUCCUGCGGCUGCUGUCCGACAAGGGCCACUUACUCGUGAGCACAGCUGACCGGGACAGGAUCAGGGACCUGAAGGAGAAAUGCUGCUAUGUGGCCUUGGACUUCGAUAAGGAAAAGGGGAAAUCCGCCGGGGCUCCCUGCCAGGAGACCUACCGGCUCCCGGACGGCCAGGAGAUCCGCCUCGGGCCUGAGAGGUUCCUUUGCCCUGAGGCCCUCUUCCAGACAGGCCUCAUAGGCAGGAACAGCGUGGGGAUGCCCAUGAUGGCUGUGCAGAGUGUCUCGGCCUGCCGUCCCGCCCACUGGAAGGCCCUUUUCGGCCACAUCCUGCUCUCAGGGGGCACCGGCUGCCUCGCGGGCCUGCGGUUCCGGCUGCAGAGAGAGAUCACUGCACUUGUCUCGCCCGCCCUCACCGUGAAGGUGUGCAGCUGCCCCUACUCUGCCUAUGGCGCCUGGGUCGGUGGUUCCAUCCUGUGCUCCCUCUCCACCUUCGAGGACAUGUGGGUCACCAGCUCCGAGUACAGGGAAGUCGGCUGCUCUGUCGCCAGCAGGAGAAGCUAUUGACACCUGCUCGGCGGGAUCCGUUCGCCUGGGCUGUGGGCAGCAAGUCCAGGCUGAGCACCGGCGUGGCUGCAUUGGUCAGAGCUCAGAACCAACUCGGGUGGAAGGACCUGCCUGCCCCAGCCCCCCUUGUCUGUGUCCUCCAGGCCAGUGGGCGAGGGAGGGCCCCGCUGCCCUCGCUGUGUGGGGGAUCUAUUGGAACGGCUAAGCCAGCACACGAGCUCACAUUUUACCGGAAAGGUAGAGUUACAGAGAGACCAAGAAACCUUCUAUCUGCUGGUUCACUCCCCAAACGGCCACAGCGGCCAGAGCUGGGCUGACUCAAAGGCAGGAGCCAGGAGCUGUUACCUCCCAACGACCUGAGCCAUCUCCACUGCUUUCCCGGGCCAC
Messenger RNA from Ochotona princeps (American pika), 1679 nucleotides. RefSeq lists its product as uncharacterized. The transcript is spliced from 10 exons. Bases 171 to 1292 code for a protein of 373 amino acids. Lineage: Eukaryota; Metazoa; Chordata; Mammalia; Lagomorpha; Ochotonidae. The record is from RefSeq and is a predicted model, not a curated record.